AUGCCCUCUAUGGCACCUGGGCUUCCCGAACCCCAUGUGCUAAAUCAGAUAAUCAUCUCACCGUCGGAUACCGAUUAUCUUGACCAACUCAUCCCCUCCAUUCGCGACUAUAGUGUGGGAAAUCGUACCCCCCAGCUGCUCCAAUCCCUGUCCAGGUUUGCAAGUGACAAGGAGGCUGAGAUUGAAAGUAUCUGCAACACCAACCACCAAGAAUUUGUAUCAUCGGUGAACUCCUUGCUUCGGAUCCGGGAAGGCACCGUGUCCUUGACAGCAGAAAUCUUGGAUCUCAACCAAUCUAUUCAAACAAGCACAGAGCGUCUUGCGGAGCAAAAGAAGGCUUUGGUUGAAUCAAGAGGCCAUAGACAGAAUAUUGACGAGACUUCGCGCGCGAUUCAGGACUGCUUAGAAGUACUUCGUCUCGCGAAUCAGGUUCAUGACCUGCUUGCCAAGAAAAAUCAUUAUGCGGCGCUGCGGGCGCUCGAGGAGCUCCAGGAUGUUCAUUUGAAAGGAGUAACGCAGUAUAAAAUUGCGUUUAUGAUCCAAGGCUCAGUGCCUGCUACUCAGCGUGCUAUCGCCGAAGCGGUGAUGUCAGACCUAAAUACCUGGCUUUAUCGCAUUCGUGAGAUGUCUCAGUACCUGGGCGAGAUAGCACUCUUUCAUACCGACCAGCGAAAGUCCAGACUCAAAGAAAGGGCGGCGAAGAUCCCCUACCUCGAAAACUUCAAUCUCAACUCUGCAAUCGAGCUGGUGGCGGAUGAAGACGAAGAGUAUGACCUUCUGGAGAACGAGGACCUGCAAGUCGAGUUUACCCCCUUGUUUGAAUGUCUGCAUAUUCACCAAUCACUUGGUCAAAUGGACAAGUUCCGCAUUGAGUACGCCAACACCCGCCGGCGGCAAAAGGAUUUGUUAAUACCACUUAGUAUCACACUUAUUGAUGAGGAUGGUGCGAGCCUCCAUAACCUUCUCGAGGAGAUGGCUGGCUUUGCUAUAGUCGAGCGUGCCACCAUGAAACGAGUCCCUGAUCUCCGAUCAUCGGUUGAUAUUGACGAACUGUGGGACUCGAUGUGUCAGGCAGCAGUGGGUGUCAUAGCAAAAGCUCUUCAUGAAGUCGAUAAUGCGGAAAGCAUUCUGAAGAUCAAAAACCUGAUUGCAUUAUUCAUGCAAACCAUGAACACGUGGAACUUCCCUGUUCGGGUCUUUGAUGAAUUCCUUCUGAAGCUAUUUGAAAAAUAUGCAGAGCUUUUGAAGAGGCGAUUCAGUGAUGACUUUCAAGAGAUCGUGUCUACUGAUGACUACAUGCCUAUGCCGAUUCAAACCUUGGAAGAAUAUGACAAGGUACUCAAUGUGAGCUGGUAUACUCCGGACAAACCUCGUGAAGAACAAACUUUCCCCUGCAUCCUACCUUUUUCGAGGAUGUAUCCACUAUGCUGCAUUGAUAUCCGCAAUUUCUUGAAUCAGUUUUAUUUCUUUGCGAAUGAUGAAUUUGCGCACCCUAGUGUCAUUGAUGAGACACUAAAGGAAGCUUUGGAUGAUCUCCUAUCACGGAAGGUGUGCGACACUUUGGUGGAACGUCUGUCCUCGCAGUACCUUGGUCAAAUUGUGCAGAUUCUCAUCAACUUGGAACAUUUUGAAUCUGCCUGUCGAGAACUCGAGGUGCUCUUGGCCGCCGCAAGGUCCCAGAAUUCCACUGGCACGUCUAUCGUUUUAAGGGCCACUGAAAAGUUCCGCAAUAAUAAAAAAGCAGCUGAAAAACGCAUAUUUGAGGUCGUCAAUUCCAAAAUCGACGACCUCAUUAAGACAGCGGAAUAUGAAUGGAUGUCACUCACUCCCCUUCGGAACCAAACAUUGACUCGCUUCCUCUCAAAUAUCAUGAACUCGACUCUUCUAGGGCUGCCGACGGAGAUCAAAGAGCUAAUUUACUUUGAUGCCCUUAGCCAUGCGGCUAACAUGAUCCUGGCCCAACCGCUUGCGCCGGAGGUCAGACACAUCAAUCCAAACGGCGUGUCGGCACUAGCACAAGAUGUGGAAUAUCUGGCUCAAUUUGUGGACAGUCUAAACGUUCCCAUAUUACGGGAAAACCUCGAUGAACUCCAGCAAACCGUACAAUUGAUGCAAGCAGAGAACGCCGAUGAGUUCUAUGAUAUCUCGACCAGGAAUAAGAAAUAUGGACGUGUUGAUGCUAUGCAAGGACCUGUGCUACUAGAAAAGUACGCUCAAUAUUCCGGUUUCUAUCACUAA
Molecule: messenger RNA, 2238 nt
Organism: Penicillium chermesinum
Lineage: Eukaryota; Fungi; Ascomycota; Eurotiomycetes; Eurotiales; Aspergillaceae
Product: Rab GTPase-binding exocyst subunit SEC15
Exons: 4
Coding region: 1-2238 (745 amino acids)
Biological process (GO): Golgi to plasma membrane transport; intracellular protein transport; exocytosis
Cellular component (GO): membrane; exocyst
Source: RefSeq, a predicted model, not a curated record